AUGCCCGAGAUCACGCCUGAACCCCCAUCAUCAGAGCACGAUGAUGCCGAACCGCUCAUGGCCAACAUCCCCGAUACCAGGGUCCCAGUUGCCAAUCGUCUGCCAUCCCCGAUCACCCCACUCCCUACCCCUUAUGGGAAUGCUGACCCCUAUCCGACAUAUGACCGAGCUGAACGUCGAUUAAUGUCCUCCCGGGCCGCUCUCUCAUCAGCAACCCGACGGCAUAUGAAUAACCCACCAAGCUGGCGACCUGUUAGCCAGAUCCCCACCCGCCUCCUCCCUAGGGCCCCUCAUGUCAUUGAUACUGCCGCUGGCAACCCCAAUCAAGCACGAGCAAGGAAUAUAUCAAGUCGUCCCAACCCUCUGGCCCCAUACUGGCCACGCAUCAGUGCUGAAGACACGAUUGCCCACUUACCAUACAAUUUGGUCAGGCAACUUGGCCUUGAUUCUGUUGAUAUUGAACUUGUAGACCGGCUGAUUGACACCUCCCCGGAAUACAGGUGGCCCAUGAGUGUUCUCCUCAUGGUCUCGGCACAACAAGGACCCGUCCGUCAAAAUGACCCUCGCCUGGCGCCCCCGCGCGAGACGCGCUCCCCAUCCUACGAGGACACCUUUGCAUUUGACCAGAGCUUUAAUGAAUACGUCAUGUAUAGCGUUCGUGCAAUCCUCCUCGAUGGCACGUUGGAUUAUUACAGUCACCCAACGCACACAACCCCCGCCCGAUCGGUCAACCACCCAAUGGCCUUGAUGACCGACCACAUUAGGUCCUCUUUUGACUCCGGCCAAGUGGAUCUAGACAUGCUACCCCCAGGAUGGAAUUUCUCCGAACCCACCGCGAUUGUCCACAUCCGCCGAUUGAUCCAAGAGAAUAUAAACGAAGAGAAACCGCGCUUGCGUCGUGCAGUCAUGGUCAAGAUAUCACCCUUUUCCUCGGCCCACGGACCUAUCCCUAACCUCGAUGAACUCCUCGCAUACGUGUGGAACAAACAGCAGCCUGGCAGGGCCCUGCACCCGGCCCCCCUUGAACCCCCACCCCUUGGACGGAUGGUUGACCGUGUGCGCAUUGCGCACACCCGACUACACAUGCUGGACUACAAGUAUGGGUGGCGUGUCCCCUCAUCUUCCAACUGGGACACUUUUGACCGCGACCUCCAGGCCCUUGCCGCUCGUGAUUCCAUAUAUCGGCAGGCCCAUGCAAAUGCAAUUCUCCUCCGUGAUAGUCAGCUCUUCAAUGGCCUGAACACACUUGCAAGCAUCCCGGAGCGUGCACGGCGGCUACCCAACGAGCAGGAAAUCGACCACCAGAUUAUGUUGAUAGAAGUCGAGACAACCAUCUCAGACCUCGGACAGCCUGAGCAUAGCCCUGAGCCCGAAGAAGCAUGAACCUACAACCUGCCGUGUGACAACCCAUGUCACACAUUGUCCCUCGAUUACAUCUUCGUUCUAGAUAUCCGUACUGAAUGUUGUUCGCUAGACCUUAAAUUACAUUUUCAUUCUACAUUUCAUUCAACAUUUGUGUACUUGUUGUUGUUGCGGCCUUCCUCAUGCUACAUCCGAAGAGCCCGGAAAUCAUUGCCUCCUGAUAAAUAUAACACAAUCACACAAUCCCUGUGGGUAACGCCC
Molecule: messenger RNA, 1623 nt
Organism: Puccinia graminis f. sp. tritici CRL 75-36-700-3
Lineage: Eukaryota; Fungi; Basidiomycota; Pucciniomycetes; Pucciniales; Pucciniaceae
Exons: 8
Coding region: 1-1383 (460 amino acids)
Source: RefSeq, a predicted model, not a curated record